AUGUCAAGGCCGCCGGAACAGUCAGUCAGUGACAAAGCCAUGGAACCAACGUCCACAAAUUCCCUCUCGUCGGAGGAACAGCAUGGUGGGCUUCCAGGCAACCAGCUCCUCAAACAUGCGCGCUCAAAGGUUGACAGACGUCUCCUGAUAUGGUAUGCCUUCGUAUACUUGAUCAUGAGGAUCCACGUCUCCAAUAUCACCAACACGGCCAUUAUCAACCUCGAGGAAGGCACAGGAAUCAAGAAACAGCUUGGAAACCUUACGAGCUCGCAAUGGGCUUGGGCACUGAGUAUCUUCUACUACCCGUAUAUGUUCUUUGAGCCGGUGGCGACGCUCGCGCUGAAGAGGUUCUCGCCUUCUCUGUGGAUGAGCAGAAUCAUGAUCACUUGGGUUUGGGCAUUGCGUGACUAUACCUUGGGAUUGGUAGAUGCUGAUAUUGUGGACAGGGUGUUAUCUCAAUGUGUCAAGGUGCUACCCAGAAUUAUGCAGGCAUUUUGGCAUGCAGGUUCUUCCUGGGAGCAGCUGAGGCUGGUUUCUACCCUGGCGUUUUGUAAGAUCUUAAGUUCUUCUCGAUCUACCCAACGGCUGGGUGAACAUGCGUUCUUCUACGCAUGCGGCAUGUUCUCUGGGACUGUCAGUGGCUUGCUCGCAUAUGCCAUAUCGUUUAUGAACGGAGCCGGUGGGCUUGCUGGUUGGCGGUGGGUCUUCAUCCUCGAGGGUCUUCCCGUUUUAUUUUGUGCGGUAUAUACCUUUUUCUUCCUGCCGAAUUAUCCCGAGACUGUGAAAUUCCUCUCAAAGGAAGAAAAGGGGGCAAUCCUAGCGUCCUUACCAGCGGAAGCACCAACCAUGAACGCAAAGACGUGGGAUUUCUCACAGGUUAAGAGUCUAUUCAAGGACCCGACCUUUGUUCCGUUCCUCAUGAUAUGGAUCACUCACGGCAUCGGAGGCUGGGGAAUCUCGUUCGUCUUGCCCACUGUCAUCUACGAGCUCGGAAUCUCGGGAACUGCCAACUCGCAGCUGAUGACGAUGCCACCGUAUACAAUGGUCUUCAUCAUCCUCUGCGGCCUUGCAUACUUCAUCCACACAAAGCGGCUCAGCCCGUGGGUGGCUGGGCUUGGUGUCGAGAUACUCCAGAUUAUCUGCUAUAUCCUGUUGAUCACGGUGAAGCACAAGGUUGCGAAGUAUAUCUUCGUCAUGAUAGCAACCGCUGCUUCUCAAAGCUUCUUUGCGAUCAUAUGGCCAGAGCGAAUACGCGCUGCUAGAGGCACGACGACUGCUGGGCUUGCGAUUGGAGUGACAAACUGGUCAGUAUAUGCGGGUGAUUCGAAUCACCGCGGCUGUCUCAAGAAUCAAGCCACUAACAACGCCAAAAGGGCCCUCAAAUUUAUCAAUCGAAAUUCGGUCCGACAUAUAGGGUGA
Molecule: messenger RNA, 1419 nt
Organism: Exophiala aquamarina CBS 119918
Lineage: Eukaryota; Fungi; Ascomycota; Eurotiomycetes; Chaetothyriales; Herpotrichiellaceae
Exons: 7
Coding region: 1-1419 (472 amino acids)
Biological process (GO): transmembrane transport
Cellular component (GO): membrane
Molecular function (GO): transmembrane transporter activity
Source: RefSeq, a predicted model, not a curated record